Messenger RNA from Linum trigynum, 3373 nucleotides. The record is from the annotation of a GenBank genome assembly. NCBI's taxonomy places the organism in Eukaryota, Viridiplantae, Streptophyta, Magnoliopsida, Malpighiales, Linaceae.
UCAGAAUCCCUAAUAUUUUCUCUUAAUUCUCCCUCAUAAUAUCUCUCUUGACUCAUCUCUAAGCUAAGCUAGUGGAGGGUAAGUCACAUGCAUGCAGUGUAAAGCUGUGGGCCGCCGGCAGAAGCAGUCAAAAAUAUGUCACGGGCCCAAGAAGUAAAAGGGUAGAGACGGGUAUGUGAAAGAAGAUGUAAUUUUGGCCAUAUUAUGGAAAAGUCUUAUUAUCGCUAGCUAUUUCCAUUCCUUCGAAUCUCUCUGUCCUAUUUUUGCUAUUAAGAUCGAUCUUGAAAGGUUCACCACCUCUCAUCUCAUCAUUCAACGUGCUGUGUCGACGUAGCUCUCUUCCACGUCGUCGUCCAUGGCUGCUCGAUUUCUGGCGCUGCUGGGUUUCCUCUUUUUGUCGUCUGUCCCACAAAGCUAAAAACCCUAAUAAGUUUGGUUUACGUUACAUACAUGUACAAGCUCACCAAUUCAACGUCUUGGAGAGCGAAACGACAAGCUAGUUUCCUUACUGAUAAAUCUCUCUAGCUUUGGGUUGUUUUGAUUGUAGUAAAUGUUGGUUUCCGUUUGUAGAAGAUGCUUUUGUACAGCUAAUCAUGCCCCAUAUUUGAAGUCCAAGUUAUGUAGUGGAGACAUUUUUGUUGUGAGCACAUAUAUGUAUACUUCUAGUCUUCUAGGCUCCUUCUUGGUUAAUUCGAUGCUGGUGACUGAAGUGUCGAAAGUAUCUAAACUCUAAAAAGGAAUCUACUUUCACAAACAGACUUGAGUGAAUGUAGAAGUACAAUAUCAGGUGGACCGACGAAAAAGAAACGUUUGCGAAAUAAAUCUCAUUCAUCCAUCCAUGCAGCCAGCGGCGGAUCCAGGAUUGGGUAGAGCACCGAGCCACAUUGAAAAAAAAGGCAGAGAAGGCUGGGUCGUAACACAACGAACCCCGAAACGAACACAAAAAAUCGAAAAUUUACAAGUAUUAUACUAGCUCCGAAUCGAGGGAGGGAUGGGCCGUGGCCCGGGGGCGGCCCCCCCUAGAUCCGCCGCUGCAUGCAGUAAUUGUAGCUCUUAGCCGCUUAUAGCUUCAUUUCUAUCUCGCGAAACGACAAAGUAAAAAUAUUGAACUCGCAUCAAACCAAAGAUGCUUUGAUCAUCGAUAUGAAUCAGUGCAACUAUUUCUUCACUAGAAUUGAAAACUAUGACUAUGAUUAAGAAGAUCUUUCAAGAGUACUCCAACGUUGUGCGAAACCAAAUUAAACAAUCUUGGAGGUUAAAUCAUAUAAAGCAUACACAAUCUUUUCUUACCUAUGUAUCUAUGGUCCACUUAGUAUCACAACUACACUAGGGUACGUAGAUUUGUUGAGGAACAAGUACCACCUGUAACCCAUCUCUACACAUAUAGGAAAACAAAUUUCAUAUUCCCCAAGAACCCAAAAUUCCAUUUGAUAAUAGGACCAAACUACAAAAGAACAAGCCCUACGAAAGUCUUCAUCAUGAUUCAUGAGCACCUUAUACACACAUAUGUACCACUAUUAUUACCCCCAACUUGUCACCUUGUGUACUCUCAUGAAUCAUGACAAAACUAUAGCAAUGAACUACAAGGCAACACCUCUAAUUGAAACCCCAAAAAAAGAAGAAGAAAAAUCCCCUCGCAAUAUCUAUCACUUCACUAGCUGGCUUGUGUGUCUAUAUAACAAGAGGUUCUCCACAACUAAAAAGAAUCGCGCACACACUCCAAACAAUGGCCAAGCCAUUCUUCGUCCUCCUCUUGCUCCUCAACUUGGAAGCCUUGCUUCUUCUCCCUACCACCCUCGCUUGCCCCUACUGCUCUCACCCUCCUCCGCCUUGCCGGCCUCCGCUGCCACCUCACCACCCACCUAAGCCGCCGGCCGUCAAGCCACCGCACGUCCCCAAGCCGCCUCAUGCAAAGCCACCACAUGUUCCCAAGCCGCCCCACGUGCCCAAGCCGCCUCAUGUGAAGCCACCACACGUUCCCAAGCCGCCCUACGUGCCUAAGCCGCCGGUCGUCAAGCCACCACCCAAACCACCGGUCGUCAAGCCGCCCCAUGUGCCCAAGCCGCCGGUGGUGAAGCCACCCCAUGUUCCCAAGCCACCGGUUGUGCCCAAGCCACCAAUAGUCUACCCACCGCCGAUCCCCAAGCCACCGGUUGUGCCAAAGCCACCAAUAGUGCAUCCGCCGAUUCCCAAGCCGCCGGUUGUUCCCACGCCACCCAUUGUCCACCCACCGAUAAUCCCCAAGCCGCCGGUCGUGCCCAACCCACCAAUUGUGUACCCUCCACCGGUCACGCCGAAGCCACCACCGGUCGAGCCACCUAAGCCACCAACGCCACCCAAGGAGCCGCCUUGCCCUCCGCCGCCGCCGCCAGUGCCAUCCUACCCUCCGCCGGCGGCCCCACCGAAGCCGGAGACGUGCCCCAUCGACGCUCUCAAGCUGGGGGCGUGCGUGGACCUGCUGGGCGGGCUGAUCCACGUGGGGAUCGGGGAGAGUGCCAAGUCGACCUGCUGCCCGGUUCUCGAAGGGCUCGUGGACCUCGACGCUGCGUUGUGCCUCUGCACCACCAUCAAGUUGAAGCUGCUCAACUUGAACAUCAUCCUCCCCAUUGCUCUCGAGGUCCUCGUUGACUGUGGCAAGACUCCUCCCCCUGGCUUCAAGUGUCCCUCCUAAUUAAUCAAGUGUUUAAGGAUUAUUCGAGUAUGUUGUACUGAUUAAUUAUCAUGCAUAAUAACAGAAGUCUACUUUGUUGGUCGUGUGAUGAGAUCAGGUGAAGUAUAGAAGUGUAUACUUCAUGUGUUGUUGUGUAUGUACUUUUUUUCUUCUUCUCUCCUUGGAUGAUUCGGCUGUAAACCUUUGGCUUUUUGUGAAAGUCUGUUCGACCAAAAAUGGGAUUUGCUAGCUACUAUAUGUUUCUAGUGAUGUUUAUGAUGCUUAUAGUUGUAAAUAUUUGUUUUAUUGUAUGCUACAGGUACUUGUUAAUUAAGUUCACCGUUAGGAAUGAGGAUGGCAGAUCGGGGCAAGUGUCUCAAUAUCUAUAUCCGUUUCGUGAUAAUUCGGGUAGUUUAUUAUAGGAUGUGAGCUGAGACAGGUCGAUCCAUAUGUUGUUGUUAACUUAUUUGAGAAAUUGAGAUUUUCACGUGUUUAUAACUUUAUCGUAACUAAAAUAUUAGGUAUUGAAGUAAAAUUAAAAAAUAUAAUUAUAUUUAAUUUUAGACCAAAAGCUGCUACCGGAGAAGUAUGGGAUGUAUGGGCCUGGUCAAUCAACAGAAUCAGUUGUACGAGUUUGAUCGAAAUGAACACUACGCCGGGCCAUCCGAUUCCAGUUAUUUGGGCCCACCAGCCUCGUGAACGAAACAAAGCCCAUCUGAACCA